Messenger RNA from Prunus avium (sweet cherry), 822 nucleotides. The record is from RefSeq and is a predicted model, not a curated record. NCBI's taxonomy places the organism in Eukaryota, Viridiplantae, Streptophyta, Magnoliopsida, Rosales, Rosaceae.
AUGGAGCGCUACAAAGCCCGUCUUGUUACGAAGGGUUUUCAUCAACAACCUGGUAUCGACUACGCUGAAACCUUCAACCAUGUUGUUAAACCUGCCACCAUCCACACAGUUCUCACUAUUGCCAUCUCUCGGGGUUGGUCUCUUCGCCAAUUCGACUUCAAAAAUGCUUUCCUCCAUUACAUUCUCCAAGAAGAUGUCUACAUGGCUCAACCACCAGGCUUUGUUGACCACACCCGGCCCAAUUAUGUCUGUAAGCUUCACAAGGCCUUAUAUGGCCUCAAGCAGCAUGCCUCUUAUGUCAUAUUUUUAUUGUUAUAUGUUGAUGACAUCGUGGUUACAGGAAAUGAUUCCAGGUUUCUUCACCAAUUCAUCACUACAUUGGGCCUUGCCUUUGAUAUCAAGGAUCUUGGCCCACUUCAUUUCUUUCUAGGCCUUCAAGUUACCACCAAAUCUGAUGGCCUUCAUAUCUCACAGCUAAAAUAUGCCCACGACCUACUAAAGCGUCAUGGCAUGCUCCACUGCAAACCUGCCAACACUCCCUUGGCUGCCAAAGUUCCUUUGUCCGCUUUCGACGGUGUGCCCUUUGAGUCUCCUUCCACCUACCGUGAAAUUGUUGGCAGUCUUCAAUACUUGACAUUGACUCGCCCGGACUUAUCCUUCGCGGUCCACUUCAUUGCUCAGUUCAUGGCUGCCCCUCGCACCUCUCACCUUGUCGCUGCCAAACGGAUCUUACGGUAUGUCAAAGGCACGCUCGACUUUGGUCUCUCUCUUAGCCCGCAACCGUCCACCGCCCGCCUCAGUGCCUACUCCGAUGCAGAUUAG